This is a messenger RNA of Aricia agestis (brown argus), 7334 nucleotides long. RefSeq names its product pre-mRNA-processing-splicing factor 8 (gene Prp8). Gene Ontology annotation, molecular function: U1 snRNA binding; U5 snRNA binding; pre-mRNA intronic binding. The coding region runs from base 149 to 7243 and encodes 2364 amino acids. Gene Ontology annotation, cellular component: U5 snRNP; catalytic step 2 spliceosome. Gene Ontology annotation, biological process: mRNA splicing, via spliceosome; spliceosomal tri-snRNP complex assembly. Lineage: Eukaryota; Metazoa; Arthropoda; Insecta; Lepidoptera; Lycaenidae. The transcript has 34 exons. The record is from RefSeq and is a predicted model, not a curated record.
AAAAAAAAAUAAAAAAGCAAAUGGCCGCUGGAUGCUCAUCGCAAACUGCGUGUUUUUAUGUUUUCUAACCAAAAGAAAUAUACUAUUUUUUCCGAUGUUGUGCAAAUAAUUACAGUGUUAUAAAAAGAAGCAGAGGCAAAAGGCAGCCAUGUCGCUGCCGCCUUACCUGCUGGGGCCAAACCCCUGGGCCACGAUGAUGGCCCAGCAGCAACUGGCCGCAGCACAACAGGCGGCAUUGCAGGCUCACGCCGCAGCCGCGGCGGCGGCGCCUCCGAUUCCGCCGGCUCAACCGCCCAAAUCGCACCACAUACCCGAAGAAAAGAUCAAGGAAAAAGCUCAAAAAUGGCUUCAACUCCAGUCGAAGCGUUUCGCCGAAAAACGCAAAUUUGGAUUUGUGGAUGCCCAAAAGGAGGAUAUGCCACCUGAGCACAUUCGCAAGAUCAUCCGAGACCAUGGUGAUAUGACAAGCCGUAAAUACAGGCACGACAAGAGAGUUUAUCUUGGUGCUUUGAAGUACAUGCCUCAUGCUGUGAUGAAACUCCUGGAGAACAUGCCAAUGCCCUGGGAACAGAUCAGGGAUGUCAAGGUUCUGUACCACAUCACUGGAGCAAUCACAUUUGUGAAUGAAAUUCCAUGGGUCAUAGAACCAGUGUACAUAGCCCAAUGGGGUACCAUGUGGAUCAUGAUGAGGAGGGAGAAGAGAGAUCGUCGCCAUUUCAAGCGUAUGAGAUUCCCUCCCUUCGAUGAUGAAGAACCUCCACUUGAUUAUGCUGACAACAUUCUAGACGUUGAACCCCUCGAACCCAUUCAAAUUGAACUAGAUCCAGAAGAAGAUGGGGCAGUCGCAUCCUGGUUUUAUGAUCAUAAACCUCUCUUAGGUACAAAACAUGUGAACGGAUCUACAUACAGAAAGUGGAACUUGAGUCUGCCACAGAUUGCAACAUUGUACAGACUCGCCAACCAACUAUUGACAGAUCUUGUAGAUGACAACUAUUUCUAUCUUUUCGACUCUAAAAGCUUCUUCACUGCUAAGGCCUUGAACAUGGCAAUACCUGGAGGACCAAAGUUUGAGCCGCUAGUUAAAGAUAACUCAGCUGGUGAUGAAGAUUGGAAUGAGUUCAAUGAUAUUAAUAAAAUUAUUAUCCGUCAACCAAUUAGGACUGAGUAUAGGAUCGCUUUCCCAUACUUAUACAAUAACUUGCCACAUUUUGUGCAGUUGUCAUGGUAUCACACUCCAAAUGUAGUAUAUAUCAAAACUGAAGAUCCAGAUUUGCCAGCAUUCUAUUUUGAUCCUCUCAUCAAUCCUAUAUCACACAGACACUCAGUCAAAUCUCUUGAGCCUGUCCCAGAGGAGGAAGACUUCUUGCUUCCGGAAGAAGUUACACCAUUCUUACAGGAGACUGCCUUGUAUACCGAUAACACAGCUAAUGGAAUAGCUCUUCUAUGGGCGCCUCGACCUUUUAACAUGAGAUCAGGUCGUUGUCGUCGUGCUAUCGACGUGCCUCUCGUGAAGACCUGGUACAAAGAGCACUGUCCACCCGGACAACCUGUGAAAGUCAGGGUGUCAUACCAAAAGCUGCUGAAGUAUUAUGUACUCAAUGCGCUGAAACAUAGACCACCUAAGCCACAGAAGAAGAGGUAUCUAUUCCGUUCAUUCAAAUCAACCAAGUUCUUCCAAACCACCACUCUUGAUUGGGUAGAAGCUGGUCUGCAAGUGUGCAGGCAGGGAUACAACAUGCUCAACUUACUGAUUCAUCGUAAAAAUCUCAACUACCUGCAUUUGGAUUAUAACUUCAAUCUGAAACCUGUAAAGACCUUGACUACCAAAGAGCGUAAGAAGUCGCGAUUUGGUAAUGCAUUCCAUUUAUGUCGUGAGAUCCUGCGUUUGACCAAACUCAUUGUGGACUCGCACGUACAGUACCGACUGAACAACGUAGACUCGUUCCAACUGGCCGACGGUCUGCAAUACAUAUUCGCCCAUGUCGGCCAACUGACGGGCAUGUACAGAUACAAGUACAAGCUGAUGAGACAAAUCCGUAUGUGCAAGGAUCUGAAACAUCUGAUCUACUACAGAUUUAAUACGGGUCCAGUAUCCAAAGGCCCAGGUUGUGGUUUCUGGGCUCCUGGCUGGCGUGUAUGGCAGUUCUUCAUGCGUGGCAUCACACCGUUGCUGGAGCGCUGGCUCGGCAAUCUACUGUCCAGACAGUUUGAGGGACGACAUUCUAAAGGUGUGGCAAAGACCGUGACCAAGCAGCGCGUGGAGUCCCACUUCGACCUUGAGCUACGCGCGUCCGUCAUGCACGACAUCGUCGACAUGAUGCCUGAAGGUAUCAAGCAGAACAAGGCGAGGACUAUCCUGCAACAUCUAUCUGAGGCCUGGAGGUGCUGGAAGGCGAAUAUUCCGUGGAAGGUGCCAGGUCUACCAACACCCAUUGAGAACAUGAUCCUCCGUUACGUGAAGAUGAAGGCGGAUUGGUGGACGAAUACCGCUCACUACAACCGUGAGCGUAUACGACGCGGUGCGACUGUAGACAAGACUGUGUGUAAGAAGAAUCUGGGACGUCUCACUCGACUGUACCUAAAGGCUGAGCAGGAGAGGCAGCAUAACUAUCUAAAGGAUGGUCCCUACAUUUCGCCCGAAGAAGCUGUGGCCAUCUACACCACAACAGUGCAUUGGCUGGAGUCUAGAAGGUUCGCUCCGAUCCCAUUCCCGCCUCUCUCAUACAAACACGACACGAAACUGCUCAUUCUCGCCCUGGAGAGAUUAAAAGAGGCCUACAGUGUGAAGUCAAGGUUGAACCAAAGUCAGAGAGAGGAGUUGGGACUCAUAGAACAGGCGUACGAUAAUCCUCAUGAAGCACUGUCAAGAAUCAAGCGUCAUUUGCUCACGCAGAGGACUUUUAGAGAGGUGGGUAUAGAAUUCAUGGACCUCUACUCACAUCUGGUACCAGUAUACGACGUGGAACCGCUAGAGAAGAUCACUGACGCUUACCUCGACCAAUACCUUUGGUAUGAAGCCGACAAGCGCCGCCUGCUGCCGCCGUGGGUGAAGCCCGCUGACACGGAGCCCUCGCCGCUACUCGUGUAUAAGUGGUGUCAAGGUAUAAACAACUUACAAGACGUUUGGGAGGUCGGUGAAGGCGAAUGUAACGUACUCCUGGAGUCCAAGUUUGAGAAACUCUAUGAGAAGAUAGACUUGACGCUGCUCAACCGACUGCUGCGUCUUAUAGUGGACCACAAUAUUGCUGACUACAUGACGGCUAAGAACAACGUCGUUAUCAACUACAAGGACAUGAACCACACAAAUUCGUACGGUAUAGUCCGUGGUCUCCAGUUCGCGUCCUUCGUGGUACAGUACUACGGUCUAGUGCUGGAUCUGCUGGUGCUCGGUUUGGCGCGCGCGUCUGAAAUGGCGGGUCCGCCGCAGCUGCCCAACGAUUUCCUCGCGUUCCGAGACGCACCGACUGAGACGGCUCAUCCGAUACGACUGUAUUGUCGCUACGUGGAUCGCAUUCAUGUUUUCUUCAGGUUCACGGCAGAAGAGGCGCGUGAGUUGAUCCAGCGCUACCUGACAGAACAUCCAGACCCCAAUAACGAGAACAUUGUAGGAUACAACAACAAGAAAUGCUGGCCUCGCGAUGCCCGCAUGCGGCUCAUGAAACAUGACGUUAAUCUGGGCCGCGCUGUGUUCUGGGACAUCAAGAAUCGCCUGCCGAGAUCUGUGACGACCAUACAAUGGGAGAACAGCUUUGUGUCUGUUUACUCAAAGGACAAUCCAAAUCUUCUGUUCAACAUGGCUGGUUUUGAAUGCAGGAUUUUACCCAAAUGCCGUAGUCAACACGAGGAGCUCUCUCAUCGUGACGGUGUAUGGAACCUUCAAAACGAAGUGACAAAGGAGAGGACGGCGCAAUGCUUCUUACGCGUCGACGACGAGUCGCUAGCACGUUUCCAUAACCGCGUACGACAGAUCCUCAUGGCGUCCGGCUCGACUACCUUCACCAAGAUCGUUAAUAAAUGGAAUACCGCGCUUAUUGGUUUAAUGACAUACUUCCGUGAGGCUGUGGUGAACACUCAAGAGCUGUUAGACCUACUCGUCAAGUGCGAGAACAAAAUCCAGACUCGUAUCAAGAUCGGUCUCAACUCCAAAAUGCCUUCCCGUUUCCCUCCCGUCGUGUUCUACACGCCUAAAGAGCUGGGAGGUCUCGGCAUGUUGUCUAUGGGCCAUGUGCUCAUUCCACAGUCCGAUCUCCGUUGGUCGAAGCAAACCGACGUGGGUAUAACCCACUUCCGGUCAGGUAUGUCUCACGACGAGGACCAGCUAAUUCCCAAUCUGUACCGCUACAUACAGCCGUGGGAGGCCGAGUUUGUGGACUCGCAGCGAGUGUGGGCCGAGUACGCGCUUAAGCGACAGGAGGCUAAUGCUCAGAACAGACGUCUUACACUAGAAGAUCUAGAAGACUCUUGGGACAGAGGUAUCCCUAGAAUCAAUACUCUGUUCCAAAAAGACAGACAUACAUUGGCAUAUGACAAGGGAUGGCGUAUUCGUACUGAAUUCAAACAAUAUCAGGUUCUGAAACAAAACCCCUUCUGGUGGACUCAUCAACGUCACGACGGCAAGCUGUGGAACCUGAACAACUACCGCACAGACAUGAUACAAGCCCUGGGCGGCGUGGAAGGAAUACUCGAGCACACGCUGUUCAAGGGCACAUACUUCCCUACUUGGGAGGGUUUGUUCUGGGAGAAGGCGUCAGGUUUCGAAGAAUCCAUGAAAUACAAGAAGCUGACUAACGCCCAGCGAUCCGGUUUGAACCAGAUUCCCAAUCGUCGUUUCACACUUUGGUGGUCACCUACCAUCAACCGUGCCAAUGUAUACGUCGGUUUCCAGGUACAACUGGACUUGACGGGUAUUUUCAUGCACGGCAAAAUCCCCACGCUGAAGAUCUCUCUCAUCCAGAUCUUCAGAGCUCACUUGUGGCAGAAAGUUCAUGAGUCUAUUGUCAUGGACUUGUGUCAGGUGUUUGAUCAAGAACUAGACGCCCUGGAAAUCGAGACAGUACAAAAGGAGACCAUCCAUCCGCGUAAAUCGUACAAGAUGAACUCGUCAUGCGCGGAUAUUCUUCUCUUCUCCGCUUACAAGUGGAACGUGUCGCGGCCGUCCCUACUGGCUGAUACUAAAGACACAAUGGACAACACAACGACUCAGAAGUACUGGCUGGACAUCCAGCUGCGUUGGGGCGACUACGACUCCCACGACGUCGAGCGUUACGCCCGCGCCAAGUUCCUCGACUACACCACAGACAACAUGUCCAUAUACCCGUCGCCGACCGGCCUGCUGAUUGCUAUUGAUCUGGCUUAUAACUUGCACAGUGCCUACGGCAACUGGUUCCCGGGCUGCAAGCCGCUGAUCCAGCAAGCGAUGGCCAAGAUCAUGAAGGCCAACCCCGCGCUGUACGUGCUGCGCGAGCGCAUACGUAAAGCGCUGCAGCUCUACUCCUCAGAGCCGACUGAGCCAUACCUCUCCAGUCAGAACUACGGAGAGCUGUUCUCUAAUCAGAUCAUUUGGUUCGUCGACGACACGAACGUGUACCGAGUGACGAUACACAAGACGUUUGAGGGCAAUCUCACGACGAAGCCAAUUAACGGUGCGAUCUUCAUCUUCAACCCGCGCACCGGCCAGCUCUUCCUCAAGAUCAUCCACACCAGCGUGUGGGCGGGACAGAAGCGUCUAGGGCAGCUAGCCAAAUGGAAAACUGCCGAAGAAGUUGCGGCUUUGAUUCGAUCCUUGCCUGUUGAAGAACAACCUAAACAGAUUAUUGUCACCAGAAAGGGAAUGUUGGAUCCACUUGAGGUGCACUUGCUGGACUUCCCGAACAUCGUGAUCAAGGGCUCGGAGCUGCAGCUGCCGUUCCAGGCGUGCCUCAAGGUGGAGAAGUUUGGUGACCUCAUCCUCAAAGCCACCGAGCCUCAGAUGGUGCUGUUCAAUCUGUACGACGACUGGCUGAAGACUAUCUCGUCUUAUACUGCUUUCAGCAGAUUGAUUCUGAUAUUGCGAGCUCUACAUGUAAACACUGAGCGGACAAAGGUUCUGCUCAAACCUGACAAGACCACGCUCACCGAGCCCCAUCACAUCUGGCCGACACUUACUGACGAUGAUUGGAUCAAGGUUGAAGUUCAGUUGAAGGAUCUGAUAUUGGCUGAUUAUGGUAAAAAGAACAACGUCAACGUAGCGUCGCUAACGCAGUCUGAAAUUCGAGACAUCAUCCUCGGUAUGGAGAUAUCCGCACCCUCAGCUCAACGACAACAGAUCGCCGAGAUUGAGAAGCAGAGUAAAGAACAAAGUCAGCUGACCGCGACCACCACUAGAACGGUGAACAAACAUGGUGACGAGAUCAUCACCUCCACCACAAGUAACUACGAGUCGCAGACCUUCAGCUCGAAGACCGAGUGGCGAGUCCGAGCGAUAUCCGCCACAAAUCUUCACCUCCGAACCAACCAUAUCUAUGUCAGCUCUGAUGAUAUCAAGGAGAGUGGUUACACGUAUAUCCUACCUAAGAAUUUGUUGAAGAAGUUUGUCACUAUUUCCGAUUUGAGAGCGCAGAUCGCGUGCUACUUAUACGGCACGGCGCCGCCGGACAACCCCGCGGUGCGCGAAGUGCACUGCGCGGUGCUGCCGCCGCAGUGGGGCACUCACCAGGCCGUCCACCUGCCACGCCAGCUGCCCCGUCACCCGGCGUUGCAGCACCUGCAGCCGCUCGGCUGGAUGCACACACAGCCUAAUGAGCUGCCACAGCUAUCUCCACAGGACAUAACAACGCACGCGAAGAUAAUGGCUGAGAAUCCAACAUGGGACGGAGAGAAGACGAUAAUAAUAACAUGCUCAUUCACGCCCGGCUCAUGCUCGCUAACCGCGUACAAACUGACUCCCAGCGGUUACGAGUGGGGCUCAAAGAACACGGAUCGGGGCAACAAUCCAAAGGGCUACCUGCCGAGUCACUAUGAACGAGUUCAGAUGUUGCUGUCCGACAGAUUCCUCGGGUACUUCAUGGUGCCAUCUCAAGGAAGCUGGAACUAUAAUUUCAUGGGUGUCCGCCACGAUCCCAACAUGAAGUACGGCGUGCAACUGGGCAACCCGCGCGAGUUUUACCACGAGGUCCACCGGCCGGCUCACUUCAUGAACUUUGCUGCGAUGGAGGACGCCACCGCGCCCACUCUAGCCGCCGACAGAGAAGACUUCUUCGCAUAGAUUUAAGCACAGUUUUUUAUUCUGAGUAUUGUGAGGAUUUUGUAAUGAAUGGAAACUGUACAUAAUUAAAAUUAAUAAAACUAUAAAAUUU